Molecule: messenger RNA, 987 nt
Organism: Erigeron canadensis
Lineage: Eukaryota; Viridiplantae; Streptophyta; Magnoliopsida; Asterales; Asteraceae
Exons: 7
Coding region: 104-760 (218 amino acids)
Source: RefSeq, a predicted model, not a curated record
AGCCAAUCAUCAACGCUCCUCCACAGAAAUUUGAUUAGUAGUUCUCUUUUUCUCAGUCACAUAACUCCACCAACACAGUCUCCGGUGGUCUCUUCCCGGUGAUAUGUCGUCAUCUGCAACCCUGUUUUCCUCCGUCACAACCAUCAAAUCCCGCCGGCCAACGUAUUCAAACAGUCUCCACUUAACAAACAAACUUCCACUACUAUCAUCCCCAUUCCUUGACCCAACAUCAUUCCGUCCAAUUAUCCAUCAUCAUAUUCAUGGGCGGAAUACCACUAAACCCACAUCCAAACACCCCAUUCUCAUGGAGUGGCAGGACUGCACGGUUAAAAAGGAAAUAGAUGUGCCGAUUUCUGUAGCAUAUAAUUGUUAUCUUGAUAGAGAAUCUAUUCCUCGUUGGAUGCCUUUCAUUUCCACCGUUAAGGUAUUAGAAGACAACCCUGAGCUGUCAAGAUGGACUCUCAAGUAUUCAGCAUUUGGGCGUGAUCUGGAAUUUUCUUGGCUUGCUCGCAAUAUGCAGCCAAUCCCAAAUCAAAAAAUCCAUUGGAGAUCUUUAGAAGGUCUUCCCAACAGAGGAGCUGUACGAUUUUUUCCUAAAGGUUCCUCGUCAUGUUUAGUUGAACUUACAGUUUCAUAUGAAGUACCUCAACUAUUGGCCCCUGUGGCAGCUGCUUUACAACCUUUCACUGCAAACUUGCUGGGACGUGGGUUGGAAAGGUUUGCUAACUUUGCAAGGACAUACCAAACGGAUUCAGUCUGAGAGUUGUUACUCCAUAUUAGUGCAUCACAUUAGUUUUCUGUCAAAUCCUGUAAAUUCUGCCAUGCAUUGGACUGUUAAAUACAAGUUCAAGCAGAAAUGGUGAAUGUGCUUGUGGUUGAAUUAGAUACUUUUCCAUAAUGUACAUACAACAAAAAUGCCUCGGAUCACAUGAUCCAGGCUAAACAACUCAUUUUUCACUCGUAUAUCUACAAACAUUUUUGCACUCA